AUUCGUAAAGUGAUGUAUCGCGGUGCUGCUAAAGAACGCCCCGCUACAGCGGAAGAACUGUUCCACAAACUCUUCUCGAACGUUUCGCGCCUGUUCGAUCUCAUCGGAGUAAACCCUCUGGAUCCAGAUUUUGGUCCCAACAGACGCAUGAUUUGCACGUGGAUCGCGUUUUUGGUUGCCGUGGCCAACGUUACAUUCUUCCUGUGGAAGCAACGCUCGGACAUGGUGGAGUUCCUCAUGGUAGUACCGUACGUGAGCUUCGUCAUCCAGGCAUUGCACAUGAUGAUCAAGGCUAUGGUGAACUACUCCAACUACAGGUUACUGUAUGCCAAAUUAAAGCAGAUAUUGGACAUGCUUAACGAAAACAGCACUAGUCGGAAACUCAUGGCUGAAUCGUUACAAACUGGUACUGUACUACAGGGUUUGCUAGCAGUUUUGUACACCGUGUCGGUAAUUUUUAUCCUGGCAGUGCCAUUCUUCAUAUGGUGCAUCUCGGGAGAUAAGAUUUUUUUAAUAAUGUACCGUUUGCCAGCUAUUGACGAAAACACAACUUUAGGAUUCCUGGAAACCAUGACGAUGCACGUAGCUAUUCUUCUGGCUUCGUUCUGUGGAUUCGUUGGGAUCGAUUGCUUUUUUCUGGCUUUGAUCAUUCCAAUCAUUGCCUUUGUGGACGGUAUAGAGAACGAAAUUCACGAAUUGAACCAGUUACUAGAUUUGGAAGAGGCAAGUCCCAUCCAGUCCAAGCUGAACCGCAUUGUACAACUGCAUCAACUUUUGAUCGAAUAUGAGCUAAUGUUGGAAGACAUUUACAAUUUCGUGAUGCUGGUAAAGGUGGGAACAAUUGUGAUCGGAAUAAUCAGUGCGAUUUUGACGAUUUUCACAAAUCAAGACAAAAUGGCAUUCGUCUUUGCAAUACUCUUGUUGGUGCAGCUUACUCAAUACUGCAUGCUGGGAACUGUCAUCAGCUCCAAGAACAAUCAGCUGACUGAACAUCUGUACGACAUCAAGUGGUAUCUGCUGCCAGCUGGACAGGCCAAACAUCUUGUGCUGAUGCUGGAACGAGCCCAGAAUGCUCCCACCCUGACCGUUGGAAAGUUUGCCACAUUUAACAUGCAGUUUUACGAUAGAAUAAUGCGAAAAAUUUACUCUUUCGUAAUGCUGUUGGCAACAUUCUUGGAAUCAGCUUAACUUAUGUUUUAGCAUAAAUGCACCAUGGUGCUGCUAAGAAGAAAAAAAAUGUUAAUAUUAUGAAAAUCCGAUAAUGUAAACUAUUAUAACUUAUUGAAACAUUUGAAGCAAUAAUAAUAAGCAAUUAAAACAUUAGAAACCGUCAUUGACCGUGAAGUGCUGAUCAGAUCCAAGCUCGAUGAGAAUACAAACACCUUAUUUAGAUUUUAAGAAUAUGUAACUUUUUGUAUGACCGAGUUGGACAAAUACGACGAGUGCUGAAAAAAACACAAGUUUUGCAUUGAGUUGCAUAAUAGAAGUUGAAAGUUGCAUAAAGAAGA
Molecule: messenger RNA, 1508 nt
Organism: Culex quinquefasciatus (southern house mosquito)
Lineage: Eukaryota; Metazoa; Arthropoda; Insecta; Diptera; Culicidae
Product: odorant receptor 67d
Exons: 2
Coding region: 13-1188 (391 amino acids)
Biological process (GO): detection of chemical stimulus involved in sensory perception of smell; sensory perception of smell
Cellular component (GO): plasma membrane
Molecular function (GO): olfactory receptor activity; odorant binding
Source: RefSeq, a predicted model, not a curated record